Angiostrongylus costaricensis is the source of this 1374-nucleotide messenger RNA. The record is from the annotation of a GenBank genome assembly. Lineage: Eukaryota; Metazoa; Nematoda; Chromadorea; Rhabditida; Metastrongylidae.
AUGCAUGAAGAUAUUUGGUGGCUCAGCUCAUUUAAGUAUUCUGAGUUUCAGUACAUCUUGGCUACACAAUAUCAAACAAAACUUGAAGCCGAAGUUACGAGAACCCAGUCGCCGUUCAAAAGUAAUACUCAAACACAUGAGAAAAUUGCGGAGUACUAUCUCAGAAAGGCUUCAACCGAAUCAGAGGAAAGCGCACCUAAGGAGGUUAUUGAACCAGCUAAUGGCAUGUCGAGACUUUUGCAGCAAGGAAACUUCUCAACGUCUCUUUCAAAGCCUUUCGUAAACACUCCGUUGAUUCGUGCAAAAUCAUUGCCAGCAUCGUCGGGUACAAGCAAUGAGAGCUUUGCCUUCCUUGGCACUCCGACACUGCCGGCCAUCAUUCCUGAGCCAUUGAAGGAAUUCCCUCACUUGACCGACUAUAACGGAUCACGACCCUCGUUUGGAGUUGGCACAACAACAUCGACACCUUAUACCAAGAAAUUUACCGUUACAGCGCAGAUUCAGAAGCGUGAGGAACAUAGACCUAAUAAUAGCGCUCAUUUGACUCCGGAGAGGAAAUUGAGCGAACAUGACACAACUACUGGACUGACCAAUUCCCUGGAGGAUUGUUAUGCGGUAGAUAUAAGACUCGCGGAAAAAUAUGACGAAGCAAAAAAGCGCAUAGAGAAAAGUAAGGAGCAGAAAGCCUUACGGAUUUUGACAAAACGAACUGUAGUUGAGAAAGUGACUGUUGAGUCGAAAAAGACAGCUUCUACACAAGAAAUUUAUGCGGUUUCUGGAUUUUUGUGCAAACUUCUCACUGGACAGCCGGUGGCAGGGUACGGCAACAAAGUCAUUCAACUUACUGAUAGUGACCUAGUUUGGUAUGGAAUGAUCGUGACGAUAGAAUCUUACACGGGUGUUGUUGAACGUGAUCCAUCACUAGCUGUUAUAAUAAGUCGAAUCCUUGUAAUGAUCUCUUGUACGGUGCCAAAUUUUGAGUCAGUACUACUAGGGAAGCUUUUAAGUGCCUCUCAUCUGUUAACACUAAACGAAGAGAAGUGACAGUUCCAUCCCAUGGAUUUAGGAUCAAAACUCAGUGAAGUCAAACGUUUCACUUCGGAGGCGCUAUGGAGGAUGGUAUAUUUUUUGACCGAUGAAAAGCCGAGAGUCCUCGCAACAGCUAUGAUGCUUUCAGAAAUCGUUGGGAGUGGAGUUGGUUAUAUGAGAGAGACGUGUCCUCAUAGAUGGUCUCAGUUUCUGAGCAAGAUCGGUGGUUCUUUGCUACCAAAUCUCGAGAAGGAAGUUAAUAAAGACGACCUCCGAAGAAGUAUUGGAGAAGACACUAUAGUGUCAGGUCUGCGACAUGCUGUGCUACGUCAUUUAAGUAGUUAA